Molecule: messenger RNA, 2220 nt
Organism: Trachemys scripta elegans
Lineage: Eukaryota; Metazoa; Chordata; Testudines; Emydidae
Product: interferon kappa-like
Exons: 1
Coding region: 55-618 (187 amino acids)
Biological process (GO): T cell activation involved in immune response; humoral immune response; positive regulation of peptidyl-serine phosphorylation of STAT protein
Cellular component (GO): extracellular region
Molecular function (GO): type I interferon receptor binding; cytokine activity
Source: RefSeq, a predicted model, not a curated record
GUGUGUCUGUCUGGAUUUAUACUCAGUCGAGAAGUAUAAGACAUCAUCAUUAUCAUGACCACUUUUUGUUUGCUGCAAAUUAGUUUGGUGCUGCUGUGCACCACCAAAAUCUCAACUCUGGAUUGUAAUAUUCUUCCCCUCCUGCACAACAGAGUGAUCCAGGGCAAUUUACACCUUCUGAACAAAAUGGGUCAACAAUUUCCUGAGCAAUGUCAAAGUGAAAAAAUUCACUUAAAGUUCCCUGAGCAGUUUCUAAAGCUCAGACAGAAAGAGAAUGCCAAGGUGGAAAUCCAGGAGAUCCUGCAACUGAUCUUCUAUAUCUUUACCAAAAACCUAACCUUAGCUGCCUGGGAUGGAAGAUCUCUUGAAAGAUUCCAGAAUGGACUUAAUCAGCAAAUUGAGCAUCUGGAGGCAUGUUUGACAGAGAAGAUGGAGAAAAAACAACCCUUCUCAAGAAGUGAAGAAAUCAUUAGACUGAAACUGAAAAAGUACUUCCAAAAGAUAGAUAAUUUUUUAAAAGACAAACAAUACAGCCUGUGUUCCUGGGAGAUCAUCCGCCUGGAAAUGAGGAGAUGUCUUCAGUUUAUUGACAAAGUUAUAAGAAGGCUUAGAAACUAAGGUAUAAACAUUUUGAUCUGAGAAUUGGAAUCAGAAAAAAAAAUUAUCUACCUACAUUGUGAAAAUGCUUCUAGUUAAAUUUCACUGGUUUUCUCUUACUAUUUAUAUGUUGCCAAUUAUGUAUUGUUGCAUUUAAAUUAUUUCAAAGUAAUAUUUUGUUUAUAAACAAUAACACUUUCUUUAUUAAACAAAUAAUUGCACACUGACCACAAAAUAACCCACAUAAUUUUCAAUAAGUAUGACUGCAUAGGACAGUGGUAAUUUUAUGGCAAUGAACAUUAUUGCUAUAGUGUUCCCUUCUGAGAAAAGUGUGCUACUUAUUUUGGUUCCCAUUUCACCUGCCUACACAAGAUCUCUUAAUUCUGAAGGAACCAUCAAGCCAUGACCUUUUCAGAAAUCAUGUAAAUCAAUUAUCUGGGUUAAAAAUAAAAUAAUGGUAUUUUUCUGCUAUAUAUUUUUUAAAUUAUGUUUUUGUUUAAAAUAAUUCAUCACUCUUUCAAGAUACAUUACUGGAAAUAGCAUAUCUGAUACAGUGUCUGGUUAAUUCCCAUGUUUGCUUUGUUCAAGCAGUUCAAGUUAUCCUCUAAGGGUUUGUCUACAGAGGGAAAUUGACCAGAGCAGCUAUUGCUGGAUAAACUAUUCUGCAAUAGCUCCCCAUGCAGACACUCUUAUUCCAGCAUAUGUGUGUCCAUACAGGGAGCUAUUCCAGAAUACCUAUUAUGUUUUAAAUGUAUUCCCUGUCUUAUUUUCCCCUGUGUAGACACAUCUUAGGGUCAUGUUAGCUAACUACACCUCUUAAUGCUCUGUGUGUGUCUUCAAGCUGGCUGCUGAAAUCACACACACCACUACUCACACUAUUUUAUUACUACUUAAAAUUUUCUGUCCCUUACCCUUUGUUUGGAAGUGCAACCAGUGGGAAGAGUUAGCCCUUGGUAUUCCGACAUAUUUUACACAAAAGCCACAUGGUCCUGAACAUAAUAAUUACAAAGUAAAUGAGUUCCUCAAAAUGUUAAACUUACUAGGGGUGAAAUCCUAGCCUCUGUUGAACUCCGUGACAAAUCUGCCAUUGACUUACAUGGGUCUAGAAUUUACCCUUGUGUAAAUAUUCAUUGAUAAUUGAAUUCAGCUUCAGCUCAUAGUUUUCCCCUAGUAAUCUGAUGUGUGUUAUUCAGGGGAAAGCACAUCUUCAGCAGUUCAAGAAACCAGGAUGCAAAGUUGUAAUGGUAAAAUUCAAUCUGAUAAAAGAUCAAUGAUGACAAUGAUAUUCCACAGCCAUUAAGACAGUAUAGGUGGCACAGAUCUCUUUGCAGGAUGCACCUACUAACUUUCCUCCCUGAUAUCCAGUUGUGGAUAAAAGCAAAAAAAUCAAGAAUCAGCUAAAAAGACUACGGUCCAAGGACAGCAGAUCUGAAACAGAAACAUCACAAAUGCAAUCAAGUACAGAAGGAAUGAGGAUCUGGGACAACAAAAAAAGAAAGAUUGAAGGAAUAAAGUUAAGACUGAACCCACCCUCUUUUGAAUGAGACACUAGUCAAAAUAAUAUGGUUUAUAAAAUUAACUUUCUUUGCUCAUGUUACUAACACCACACUUAAAUAUUACAAC